Molecule: messenger RNA, 1676 nt
Organism: Paramecium sonneborni
Lineage: Eukaryota; Ciliophora; Oligohymenophorea; Peniculida; Parameciidae
Source: the annotation of a GenBank genome assembly
AUGUAAAAUAAUUAUUGUUUGUUUUGUGAAAAAUAAAGAUUAGAAGGCACCAUUCAUUAUCCAUCUCUUUUAUAAACAGUAUUAAUUCAAAAUAUUAAAGGCACUUUAUUUAAAAUAUAAUCCUUAAGAUGAGAUGACAAUAGAUGAUCUCAUUAAACAUUCACAUAAGAAAUGGGUUAUAGAUUUUUAUGAGAAAUCUUCAGAAAUAAAAGAUGAAGAAUUUCUGAAUAAAUACUAUAAUAAUCAUGAGAUAACCUCGAAAUUAAUAGAUUUAACAGAAUACUAUAAAUACAGAUUGGAUAUACCUAAUUUGUUUAUGCUUCCAUUAUCGAAAAUGAUGAAGACUUACAAUAAAUUAAGAAAGUAUCAUCUUCAAUAUUUAGAGAGUAUCAUUACACAAAAAUCAAAUAUAAAUUAAAAAUUUUGAUACCUGAGAAUAGUAAUCAAGUUGAUGUACAAUUUACUCAAUUAUUACAAUUAACUAUGAGCAAACGAGAAGAAGAAUAGUAGUCUUUGAUUUCUCUCUUAAAUAAAUUUUAAUCCUAGCAAAAUUCAAAACCUAAAUAGAUCAAAUCUUAUACAUAAUAAUCUAGUUUAUCGAUAACUAAAUCAUAUUCGAAGCCCUUAAAUAAAUAAAAUGAAUAAGCAACUAAAAAACUUAAAUCAAUAUUAAAUGGGGAUAUUCGUUAACCACAAUAAUUAUAAAUACAGAAGAAAACCUAAUCCAAAUCUCAUCCCAAUCUCAAAUUUAAUACUCUUCAUAGUGUAUAUAAUACCUCAAAAAAGUUGAGCAUACAACCAAGUAAAUCAAAUCUCUAACCUAUUAAAACAUUGGGAUAAAGUAAAAUUGCAUCAUAAGCUGAUAUCAUUAGCAACAUUUAUUUAGAGAAAAGUAAUCCUAUCGUUAAAAACAGAUAACAAAGAAAAUUAAUUUAAAUAUUUUAUAAAUGAUUUUAUUAUUUGCAUUAUAUUUACUUUCAGUUUAAGCCAUUUACAUCUUACAUUCCAAAGGAAUAUCAAUCGAUAGAUACGAUUACUUUGUUAUUGAACUCAAUCAAAUUGACUAUAAAGUCAAAUCAUAAAUUGCCCAUAAUGGAUCUUUUACAAUAUCCAAACUAUAUAAUGAUUCUGCUUUAUAUGAUGUUUUCAUUCUAGAUUAACUGGUUAUACUUUCUAUUUAUAGGCUUAUUAUAAUAGUUCUUGGGAAACAGAAUGCUUUUUCUUGUUUAAUACAAGUCAAACAAGCUUAAAUAAUUAUUAAUAUUAGGAACAAUAUAUUGUAUCAGAUGCAGCAAGAUAUAUUAUUAUUGAUAACACACCAUUCCCUUAAAAUGGUGCUUUUUUUGCUGUUAGGUUAUAUUUGUAAUUAGAUUAUAUAUUAAGUAAUAGAACCUAUACCUACAUAUUAUUAAGUAACAAUAAAAAGUAUUUCAUCUAAUAAAAAUAAUAGUAACUAUUGUUUUUGUAGGAGUCUUGAUAUGUUUUAGGAUAUGGUGUUUGAUCUUAACUUUAAAGUAUCGUAAAGAAAUUUAACACAAGGAAUCCAUAGAAAAAAAUAAAUUAAAUAAUACCUUGUCACCAAAAAAGUAUUGUAAAUGAUUAAUCACUUUAAAUAUAUUUUGCAUUUCUCUUUUAUAAAAAAUUUGUUGCAUCAUUAUUAAACAUAAUAUUUGUGA